UGCCUUAUAAUACAUCCAUGCAUGAUGCCAUUUAGCAACAGAUGAGCAACGCGAUACAUGAUCAUUUUGGGGCAGCCAGAGCUUAAGCACUGCCAUUGACAGGGUGCUUUAAAGGUCUACUUCUGACUGUGUAAUGGUUGUCAGCGUCGCGGUGCUUCCCUUCCUUCUUGCACUGUAGGCUGGCCAGUGUUUUCGAGGCUUCCUUAUUCAGAACCCGCGUGUUUUAGCUGGCAGUCACUUUCUCUGGCGGAUCGCUAUGGAUGGGCUAUGGAUGAUAGCGCUGCUGCUGAUUCCGCUCGUGCUGUGGACCAGCAGCACGUUUGUUUUUUAUUUCAAAAAGUGCUUUUACGUCGCCUGGAUGAUGGCGUUGGCGCUGCUUGCGAUUCCUCUGUGUAUACUGAAAAGCGGCGGCAGAGACGUUGAAAACAUGAGGAUUAUCCGCGGCUUGGUUCGUCAUGUGAAGUAUUUCCUGGGCCUUCGAUUUGAUGUGAGCGGUUGGGAGCAUCUGCAGACCGAGGGACCCUACGUCAUCAUCUCCAACCACCAGAGCUCCCUGGAUGUUUUGGGCCUGAUGGAGAUCUUACCGGACCGCUGCACCAUGAUUGCCAAGAAGGAGUUGAUCUACGCCGGCACAGUAGGUCUCGUCUGCUGGCUGGGUGGCAUUGUCUUUAUCAACCGCAAGAAGACCAACGACGCCAAAAAUGUCAUGGCCGACGCUGCCAAAACCAUGUUGGACGACCAGAUCCGUCUGUGGGUGUUCCCAGAGGGAACGCGAAACCAGAGAGGUGGCCUGCUGCCCUUCAAAAAAGGGGCUUUCCACCUGGCGGUGCAGGCACAAGUCCCCAUCAUACCCAUUGUUUUCUCCUCAUACAGCAACUUUUACCUAAGGAAAGAAAAGCAGUUCAACUCGGGGACCAUCCGAUUGAAGAUCCUUCCAAAGAUCGACACAAAGGGGAUGACGUCGGAGGAUAUUUCAUCCCUCUCCGACAAAUCCUUCAACCUGAUGUGCUCCGCCUUCCAUUCUAUCUCUGACUCCGUAACCCAGAGCAACGGGCCGUCGCGGCACUGAAACAUUUACCAUGCUCGCGCCUCUUUUUUUUUUUUUUUUUUUUUUUUUCUCUCUAUGUCCCUGUCUGAGACCCAUCCCUCCCCCCAGAUCUCCCCAGGUUGUCCCAUUACCUGGCCAGGAAACAAGAGGACAUUGGCCUCUUGUCAUGAAAUCUCUUGUCUAGUUGACGCCUGGUCCAGUCUGCCUCUGGCCUGACCACGCAGCCAGUCAGUCCCGACCCUCACUGUGUCUGCAGCGGCGGCGGCGCCGCUCUGCACGCCGUGAGCGGAGUGACGGACGGCAAGCCGAAAACAGUAUAGAUGUGUGUUCUUCUUCAUGCAUGCCUUUUUGGAUGGCUCUGUCCACCUUCGUCUUUGCUUUGCUCUCUGGCUUUCGGAAGCCUGGCUUUUUUUUAUUUUAUUUUUUUGUCUUACUUUAUCACCAUUUUCUACGGUUUCUUUUUGGCCUUUUUGUUCUCCACCUGCCUUCUGUUCUGCAGGUACUCCUCUGCAUUUUCUUUUCUUUUGUUUUAUAAAUGACUUUAUUUUAGUUCUCCUUGGAUGCUCUUGCACACACACACACACACAC
Messenger RNA from Perca flavescens (yellow perch), 1636 nucleotides. RefSeq names its product 1-acylglycerol-3-phosphate O-acyltransferase 2 (lysophosphatidic acid acyltransferase, beta) (gene agpat2). Gene Ontology annotation, cellular component: membrane; endoplasmic reticulum. Gene Ontology annotation, molecular function: 1-acylglycerol-3-phosphate O-acyltransferase activity. The coding region runs from base 257 to 1069 and encodes 270 amino acids. Gene Ontology annotation, biological process: phosphatidic acid biosynthetic process. The transcript is spliced from 6 exons. The record is from RefSeq and is a predicted model, not a curated record. Lineage: Eukaryota; Metazoa; Chordata; Actinopteri; Perciformes; Percidae.